AUGGAGUUGGAUGGAAGUUCUGAUGAGAGUGAUGACGACUGGGAAUACGUGGAAGACGAAGGGCGUGAUGAUACUGAGUGGUAUUGGGACUGGGUAGAGUCAAAGCGCACUCCACCCCUCUACGAACCCGAACGGGUCUAUGAGUCGCCCCUCUUCCACUUGGCGUAUGAAUAUCGGAAAUUCAUCACAGAGUCGGAGAAUCUCGAGGACUGGCCUAUCGAGUCUGAGGACCGUUGCCAAAUACACGACAAGCCAUGCUCCGAUGGAUCCGAUGAUUGCGACUUGUGCCUGGCACUGGCGGCGGUAGAGAACCUCCACCUUAUAGCAGAUGCAUGGACCCUUAUGGGUGGUGCAGCUGCAGACGUCGAAGCCGAACCUCUCCUUGACCUUCUCGGGCUCAACAGAGCCUGGGAUAAGUAUAGGAAGACCCUUGGCGAUCCCGAGGAGUGGCUGGAGCUCUCGGGUGAAGGACGUCAUAUCAAGGCACAGAUCGUUCAUCUUGUGCAACAGAGCAGGUCCCCAGGUGCAGAUCUAGAUCCUUCAAGCUGGAAAAUGUCUGAUGACUGGAAGAAGCGCACGCAAAACAAGCCCAAGCCUAGAAGAGUACGGUUUGACGAAACAACCGAUUUCGCCAAUGACGCGCUCAUAGCCAGAGACGGUGACUGUUACCUGCGCUCAUCCUCCCUCUACUGUCCGGGGAAAAAUGCUUGCCCUAACGAAGAAGGCUGGGAGGACCACUCUUGGGAGCGAAAUUGGGUGGUAAGUCUGGCGCAAUGCAAAGUAUACUUCACCCCUACUCUUGGUCGCCGAGAGUACUAUCUCGGUCAGCUAUGCGAGUUGAAGGACGCCAGCAUGGUUAUCCAGACAAUCACGCUACGCAUGAAAUCGGCGGCUCGAUCUCUCCCCCACGAGCGCAGAGUGAUCAAAGAAGCCAUGCGAAACUGCGACACUAUUCACAUCGGCGUCCGCGCAGGCAAAGGCAAAAAUUAUCUGAGGAACAUUAAGUUUGGUGACAUUGCCCUAUGCGACUAUCAGACAGAUCGCUCGGAUGUUGUCCGUCAAGUACGGACUGUAGUAUUGACCAGAGCUCAUACUGCUCGUCUUGGCUAUCUUACUCCGGAUGCGAAGGACGAUAUCAUCCCUCGGCGUCCCGUAAAGACGAAGAAGGACUGGAAAGAACUUCGUGAAUGGGUGGAGAAGGAUUGUGCACUUGAAGAGGAAACUCUCAAACACUGGCGGACGAUCCUCCCUCUGUCACGACCUCAUCAACGGACGAAUGACUGGGCCGAGCUAUAG
Molecule: messenger RNA, 1296 nt
Organism: Westerdykella ornata
Lineage: Eukaryota; Fungi; Ascomycota; Dothideomycetes; Pleosporales; Sporormiaceae
Exons: 1
Coding region: 1-1296 (431 amino acids)
Source: RefSeq, a predicted model, not a curated record